Messenger RNA from Equus caballus (horse), 1935 nucleotides. It is a transcript of the gene HIGD1C, whose product is annotated as HIG1 hypoxia inducible domain family member 1C. Lineage: Eukaryota; Metazoa; Chordata; Mammalia; Perissodactyla; Equidae. The record is from RefSeq and is a predicted model, not a curated record. Gene Ontology annotation, molecular function: S-adenosylmethionine-dependent methyltransferase activity.
GGCCAGAAGCCUACCCCCUGCACUUAAAGCCAUCAGGUCUCUAACUGGCCAUCUGUUUUUUUUCUUGUCUGAGUGAUGGCGCUUACCAUCUUUAUACUCCAGCUGGCAGUUUACAUCCUGGCAUUUCCCAUAUACCUGCUGAACUUUCUGGGCUUGUGGAAUAGGAUAUGUAAAAUAUGGUUCCCCCGCUUCUUGGAGAGGUUCACGGUGAUGUACAACGAACAGAUGGCCAGCAAGAAGCGGGAGCUCUUCAGCAACCUGCAGGAGUUUGUGGGAUCCUCCGGGAAGCUCUCCCUGCUGGAAGUGGGCUGUGGCACCGGGGCCAACUUCAAGUACUACCCGCCUGGGUGCAGGGUGACCUGUAUUGACCCCAACCCCAACUUUGAGAAGUUCUUGAUCAAGAGCGUUGCCGAGAACCGACAUGUGCAGUUCGAGCGCUUUGUGGUGGCUGCCGGGGAGAACAUGCACCAGGUGGCCGAUGGCUCCGCGGACGCGGUGGUCUGCACCCUGGUCCUGUGCUCUGUGGAGAACCAGGAGCAAAUCCUCCAGGAAGUGCGCAGGGUGCUGAGGCCGGGAGGGGCUUUUUAUUUCAUGGAGCAUGUAGCAGCUGAGCGUUCAACCUGGAAUUACUUCUGGCAACAGGUCUUGCAUCCUGUCUGGUACCUUGUGUUUGAUGGGUGCACCCUAACCAGAGAGACCUGGAAGGCCCUAGAGAGGGCCAACUUCUCUAAGCUGAAGAUGCAGCACUUACAGGCCCCGCUGUCCUGGGAGCUGCUGCGCCCUCACAUCUAUGGAUAUGCUGUGAAAUAGCGCGUGUGGAGAGUGGAGAGCUGAAUGACCCAAAUAACUUCAGGCUUCAGUUUUACACUUAAAAUAACUAAUAGGGAGAGGAGAAACCUUUUUUUAGGUAAGGUGAAUUUCAUCCUUAAAAGUUUAUGUUAUACCCUACUUAGCCAUUUUCUAUUGUCUCCCAGAGAAUCAAAAACAAAACAAAACAAGCCAGCUUUGAACUCUCCCUUAAAAGGAAACAGUGGGCUUUCAUAAUUGAAAUCUACCAUUAGCCCCAAACCUUAGUUUAUUCAGUAACUUCAAAAGUUUUCCAACUGUCUUAUUUAUAUUGUUUUACCCAACAGAUUUUAAUUUUACCCCCUCUCUGAGAGCUUUGUGCUAAUAAGCAGUUAAAUCACUCGAAGACUUUAAAAAGGGAGAAGUGAAAAAAAUCUCAAUAAUUCAUAAACUGAAUGAAGAAAUAUGAACUAGUUGAAAAUCCAAAUCUAAAUGGCACAGAUUUUUUGAAAAAGAAAUCUGAUCUAUUUGUUCUUAGUAUCACCAGGCUGGCUUUCAAAAUUAAAGUACCAUGCUACCACGCCUAGUUCUGCAUGGCUUUUAUGCCAGUAUUCCUUUAAAGUGUAUUUUCCUGCACAUUCUAGUCUUCAAUUCUUAAGAUGAAGAGGGUACUUGACACUUUAGUAUAUCCAUAAAACUAUUUGAGGCAGUUAAGGUUCUUGGGUUCCUUUCCGUUAUUAUCUAGCAUAUACUCCUCUGAACAUAGUAAGUUGCAGGCAAAGAAAAGGCGACUGUAAUUAGGAAAACCUUGUAUAAUUCGGCACACUUUGUAAGAGUCCCUGUGAGUCACUAAAGAAGUAGACAGGUAUGUUUUGGAUGAUUCUGAUCAAAUUUUCACUGCUGUUCCAAGAUGCUUUCUUUGUUCCUUGCAACCAUGGAAACCUCUGAAAAUCAUCACAAGUGCUUUGAAAACAAGCAUUAGGUUGUUCAGUCAGAGGGCUUAAGAAUAAAAGUUUCAGCAAUAGUGUGUAUGUAUUCUAAUAAAUUUAGUGUAUUUUCUGAGAUUUUGCAAAGAGAUGUUUAAACAUCAAAUCAAUCAAUUCACAUGCAUUUUAGGAAUGGAAAUAAAAUAAAUGGUUUUUAUCUUUG